CGUGGACAUAGGGGUGAAUUGUUUAAGUACUUUGCGGUUAAUUGUGGGUCUUGCACCAAUACAAAGGCUGAGCUACUUGGUGUGAUGAGAGGACUUGCGAUAGCCUGUAAUGGAGGACAUAGGAGGGUGCAGCUUGCCAUGGAUUAUGAAGUGGUAUUGUGGUUGCUAACGGAAGACAGCCCUGCUACUUCCCCUUAUGCUCAUAUAAUUCGAAAAUGCAAGGCAAUGAUUAGUAAAGAGGGUUGGGAGGUUUCUUUGAGUAACUGCUAUAGAGAAACAAAUAGGGCAGCGGAUUGGCUUGCUAAUUACGGUGUUCGAAUGUAGUCGAAGUUGGUUUUUUUUUGAGGUGGUCCCGAAGGAUUUUCUAGCUGUUUUAUUGGAGGAUCUCAGUGGCGUUUCUCGAGCUCGUAUGCUUCUAAGAAUGCUGAGUUAAGGACUUCUUGUGUGGGUACGAGGGAGUAGUUUCGAGUGGUUUAGUUUUUUUUUGCUUUUUAGUUUCUGUUUUGUGUGUUUGUUUUGUUGUUUUAGUUUUCUCUUCUAGGGGCUUGCCCCUGAAAAAAUAAAAAAAAAAUAAAAAUCUAGUUAUCAACAAAAUACCCAUUUGAAUAAAUAAAUUCCACCGCCAAUGUAAAUUUUUCCUUUUUUUUUGUUUUUCUUUUUGGGUGCAAUAAAAUGUCACACCAUUGCGCAUAUUCUAAGACAAAUUCACCACUGAAAAAGCACCGAAAAGACAAGUAAAAUCCAGUGUAAUAAAAAAUGGAAAAAUUGUGUGAGGAAGAUGUUCUUCCCAAACUCAAUGAAAUUCCAGAAAAUAUAUUGGGGUUUAUCAAUAAUCUAGGGUUUAACCCUUCAAACUUUGAAGAUCCAACAAUUGAACUCAAUAUAAAUUCUACCCACCUUCAAACCCAUCUCCAAAAUCUGCACAAUACUCUUGGUAAAUUGUUAAUUUCAUGGGGUUCUCGCUCAAUUCGCGCCAAAUCUUCUCUACAAGAUUUCACCAUUACUUUGGAAAAUCUCAGCAUUAAAUCUUCCUACUGUGGAAAUAGGGCUGAAAGUAGGAGGAUUGAGAAGAUUGUAGGCAAGGAUUUGCAAUACAUUGCGAGAGAGUUGCGGCGGAUUGAUAGCAUACGUGAUUACGCAGGGGUUGCGCUUAAGUUGGAAACACUGGUUGGUGAUCUUGAGGAUGCUGUAUCUGCUUUGAAUCGUUGCACUGGAUAUACUUUCUCAAAACUUGAUCCAAGUCCAUCAAUCCCAGGAUAUUUUCACACAAAGUUAGACAGUGUUCAGAGGGCCGUGAAGGCCAUCAGCAAUAUUGAGGAACUUCUGUUGGGUUUACUGAAAGAUCAUCCUCAGUGGUGCAACCUUUUGAAGGCUGUUGAUACCAGAGUUGAUAAGACUCUGGGCGUGCUUAGGCCUCAGGUAAUUGCUGAUCAUCGGAAUCUUCUUGCUUCUCUAGGAUGGCCUCCCAAAUUUUUGGCAUCAAACACACAAUAUGGGGAGGCUACAGGCAUCCCAAAUCCUUUAGUUCUCAUGGAAGGAGAAAAGAAAAAGAGUUAUUCUCAAAGUUUCCUAGCACUUUGUGCAUUGCAGCAUGUGCAGUUGCAGAGGGAAGAACGACACCUAAUUUUGUUGGGACAAAAGAAAGAAGAAACUCUAGGGCUUUGGGCCAUCGAUGAAUUGGUGUCUUCGAUUGCAUCAAGGAUUGAGCAUCAUUUGCUCAAAUGGAUUAAUCAGCCUGAGCUAAUGUUUGCUCUUGUUUAUAAAAUUACACGUGAUUUUAUUGAAGGAGUGGAUGAUGUUUUGCAGCCUUUAAUUGAUGAGGCAAGGCUAGUCAGUUGUAGUGCUAAGGAAGCUUGGGUGUCGGCAAUGGUGCAAGUUCUCUCUGGAUUCUUGGGAAAAAAUGUGUUCCCUCUUCUUGCUGAGAGAUACAAAGAGAAAAACACUAAAUCAGAUGCUAUUUCUUCUUGGCUUCACCUGAUUGAUGAAAUUGUAAGAUUUGAUAAACGAAUGCAAUCAUUUAUCAGUUCAGAAACAUAUCUUUUUCCGGGUUCAUUAAGAAAUAUGUCAGCUUUGCUUGCAUUUUGUGAUAGACCUGAUUGGCUCCUUAUAUGGGCUAAGAUAGAGCUAAAGGAUGCAUGGAAAAAACUAAAACCGGAACUGAAGGAUGAGCGAGCUUGGUCUAUUUAUAAUAAAGCAAAGACAGAAAUUGAUCAGUAUUUUCUAUCUACAAGAGAAGAUCAUAAAGCUCCUUUAGCUGCAGAAUAUGCUCUCAAGACAGCCUGGGAAAUGAUCCAGCGUUCUCAGACUCUGCCAGGUACUGCACGUCGAAUACAGUUCAUUCGAUCAGCACCUGGCAAAUUCCUUAGGCGCUUCUUUAAACUUUUGCUUUCGAGGCAUAAGAGUGCUGACUUUUCUGCUUAUGAUGCUGAAGAGAGUAUUGUUAAAGUCUGUCAUUUGAUCAAUGCAGCCAGGUUUUCUGAAUUCAAAUUGCUAGAAUGGAGUGAUGAUGUUGAUCUUUUGGAAUUGAGACUUGCUGAAAAGGGACUAAAUGUUGAUCAUAAGUUUGAUGCAGCAAAUGGCAGUUGCUUCUUUGAAGAAGAGAUCGAUAGCUUAAUUGAGAUGGAGACCACUUGGCUCAUGGAGUUGAUCACUCAUGUUCUUCGUCAGUUUGAAAAUCACUCGUACUAUUACUUCCAUGAUGUGGAACAAUUUGAGCAAGUUACUGAAGGAGAGACAACUAUAUCUGAUGAUCUUGUGGGAGCGCUAGAUUACUUAAGAAGCCGGCUUCUUCUGCUAAAAGAAAAUCUUAAUGUUAAUGAUUUUUUGGAUACAUGGAGAAGUAUAGCUGAUGGACUUGACCAUUUCACAUUUCGCAGUCUUCUCUCUCUCGAUGUUCAAUUCUCAGAUAGGGGAGCUAAACAGUUGAUAGUUGAUAUGCAAGGUUUGUUCUUUGCUUUCAAGACUUUAUGUGCUCGACCAGAAGCAUUUUUCCCAUGCAUCAGGGAUUUGCUAAAGCUCUUGAAAUUGGGUACAAAGGAGGCGGAAGAUUUGAAAUCUAAUCUCAUCAACCAUGCAAUAAGUUCUGAUUGUUUGUUAACUUAUAGUAUAACCAGCUUAUCUGUAGAUCAGACAUUACAGAUAUUGCAUAGCAGAACAUUUUUAGUAUGAAAAAUCUGAGUCAGAAAUUCUGUUUA
This is a messenger RNA of Chenopodium quinoa (quinoa), 3194 nucleotides long. Its product is annotated as RINT1-like protein MAG2L. Gene Ontology annotation, cellular component: Dsl1/NZR complex. Bases 757 to 3168 code for a protein of 803 amino acids. The transcript is spliced from 4 exons. Gene Ontology annotation, biological process: endoplasmic reticulum to Golgi vesicle-mediated transport; retrograde vesicle-mediated transport, Golgi to endoplasmic reticulum; regulation of ER to Golgi vesicle-mediated transport. The record is from RefSeq and is a predicted model, not a curated record. Lineage: Eukaryota; Viridiplantae; Streptophyta; Magnoliopsida; Caryophyllales; Amaranthaceae.